GCCCCAGUGCGCUGUGGGAUAGUGGUACUAUAAAGUAUAUCCUCCCUCGGAGAAAGAUAAGAAGCCCGAGACAGGAGGGGGAUGAAGAUGGCGGACGCCAAGCAGAAGAGGAAUGAGCAGUUAAAGCGAUGGCUGGGCUCGGAAACGGACCAGGAGCCCCCUAUUCUGAAAAAGAAGAAGACGAAGGUGAAGUUCGAUGAUGGCGCCGUGUUUCUGGCCGCCUGCUCAAGCGGCGAUACCGAGGAGGUGCUCCGAAUGCUUGACCGGGGCGCUGACAUCAACUACGCCAAUGUAGACGGUCUCACCGCCCUCCACCAGGCAUGCAUAGAUGACAAUGUUGACAUGGUGACUUUCCUGGUGGAGCAUGGAGCCAGCAUCAACCAGCCUGACAACGAGGGCUGGAUCCCCCUCCACGCUGCAGCCUCCUGCGGAUACCUAGACAUAGCAGAGUAUCUCAUUAGCCAGGGUGCCUAUGUAGGAGUUGUGAAUAGUGAAGGUGAGACACCUCUGGACAUUGCUGAAGAAGAGGCAAUGGAGGAGCUCCUGCAGAAUGAGAUCAACAGACAAGGGGUGGAUAUCGAGGCGGCCCGGAAAGAGGAGGAGCGGGUCAUGCUGAGGGACGCCCGGCAGUGGCUCAACAGCGGCCAGAUUCAAGACAUUCGGCACGCCAAGUCCGGAGGAACGGCGCUCCACGUAGCGGCCGCGAAGGGAUACGUUGAGGUUUUAAAGCUUUUAAUCCAAGCAGGGUAUGAUGUAAAUAUUAAGGACUAUGAUGGCUGGACUCCUCUACACGCAGCAGCACACUGGGGCAAAGAGGAGGCAUGUAGGAUACUGGUGGAGAAUCUAUGUGACAUGGACCUCAUUAAUAAAAUGGGCCAGACACCUUUUGAUGUAGCAGACGAAGAUGUUCUGGGAUAUUUAGAAGAACUACAAAAGAAACAAAAUCUGCUGAUGAGUGAGAAGAAAGAUGUUAAGAAAUCUCCUUUGAUUGAAACGACAACCACCGGGGAUAACAACCAAUCACUGAAACCACUCAAGAGCAAAGAAACGCUGCUUCUGGAGCCAGAGAAGAGCGCCCCACGCAUCGAGGCCUUGGAAGCGGAGAAGGAGGAUGAAGGAGAGGAGGGGAAGAAGGACGAAUCGAGCUGCUCCAGCGACGAAGAGGAGGAAGAGGAUUCAGAGUCGGAGACCGAAGCAGACAAGAGCAAGCCUUCAGCAUCGGUGAGCAACAGCACAACGCCCGCCCCAACCAGUAUCACCGUGUCAUCUCCAACUACUCCAACCAACCAGGUGACAACCCCCACCUCACCAGUAAAGAAGGUCACUCAGCCUGCUGGAAAGGCCUCAACUAAAACGGAGGAGGAGAGGAAGGACGAGUCUCCAGCGUCGUGGCGUCUGGGCUUGAGGAAGACGGGCAGCUACGGGGCGCUAGCAGAGAUCACGGCAACCAAGGAGGCUCAGAGGGAGAAGGACACAACGGGGGUGAUGCGCUCAGCUUCCAGCCCUCGUCUCUCCUCUUCCCUGGACAACAAAGACAAAGAGAAGGAAAAGGACAAAGGAACCAGGCUUGCCUAUGUGGCCCCCACCAUCCCCAGGAGACUGGCCAGUACUUCAGACAUCGACGAGAAGGAAAACAGCGGCUCUUUCGGCAGAAGACACGAGGACUUGAGCUCCUCGACCACGUCCUCCUCCACGACCACCACCACCUCUUCAUCUGUUACCUCGCCCACAGGCCAUCGCGGCCUGCUCUCCAGCCUGGGCUCCUCUUCCACACGCACUGGCUCCACCAGUCUCACCAGCAGGUACUGGUCAGAGGAGAGUGCAGAGAGGGAGAAGGAGAAGGAGUCUGCUGCAGUCAUCCCCACUAUAAACACUGGCUCUACUACGACCACCGCAUCGACCACUACUACCACCGCCAUAUCGACCACUACCACUGGCACUGUCACCGGCUCUGAAAGACGCAGGUCAUAUCUGACGCCAGUGCGAGACGAGGAGUCAGAGUCUCAGAGGAAAGCUCGCUCCAGACAGGCUCGACAGUCGAGGAGGUCCACUCAGGGUGUGACUCUGACUGACCUGCAAGAGGCCGAGAAAACAAUCGGCAAGAGUCGUACCCCAAAGACCCGCGAGGAGGAGAAGGAGGAGAGAGAGAAGCAGGACAAGGAGAAGCAGCAGGAGGAGAAGAAGGAGACGGAGACCAAGGAGGACGAUUACCGAUCGAAGUACCGCAGCUUCGAGGAGCGUUACCGGCCUUCAUCCUCCUCCACCUCUGCCAUUUCCACAGUCAGCACUGCCUCCACCCCAUCCUACUCUAGCAGCACAUUGUCCUCCAGUUCCAGCUCCCUCAACAGGCCUAACAGUCUGACGGGGAUCACCUCCUCCUAUAGCCGUUCCUCCAGAGACACGGAAAAAGAAGCAGAUAAGAAGGAGGAGGAGAAGGAGGGAGAGGACAAGUCUCAGCCCCGCUCCAUACGGGAUCGCAGGCGGCCCCGCGAGAAGAGACGCUCCACUGGGGUUUCCUUCUGGACCCAAGACGGUGAUGAAAAUGACCCUGACCAGCAGUCCGACUCAGAGGAGGGCAGCACCAAGGGAGAGCUACAGAGUGACAGAUUGUCCAGGAAUGAGAGCACUUCAUCCUUAGAUCGCAACGACACUCUUUUUAGCCGUAGCUAUGAGAGUCGAAGGCCAUACUCGAGCCGACUGGAUAGAGACGACACCACUGAUUAUAAAAAGCUCUACGAGCAGAUCUUAGCUGAGAACGAGAAGUUGAAGGCCCAGUUACGUGACACAGACCUGGAGCUGGCAGACUUGAAGCUACAACUAGAGAAGGCCACACAGAGGCAGGAACGCUAUGCUGACCGAUCACAGCUUGAGAUGGAGAAAAGGGUAACGAGCAGGCCCCAAUAUCAUCUGGGUGGUGGAAAGAAGAGCUCUAGAAAGGAAGAUUUCUGAGAUGGAGGAGGAACUUAAGAUGCUCCCAGACUUGAAAGCAGACAACCAGAGACUAAAGGAUGAGAACGGAGCACUCAUUCGAGUCAUUAGCAAGCUUUCCAAGUAGAACAGACCCCCCCGCCCCGUCUUCUGCACCCCCCUAGUCCCCCAUGGCAGUGACUAAUGGAAUUGCACAUUUAGAUAUUAAUUGCAACAGACAUCAGAGACAAGACUCCCCCUUUUUUUUUUUUUUUUUUCUUUUUGUUUUCUUUUUCUCCUCCCCGACUCUUUUUAUCUACCUUUUUGCUCCUCCACCACUGCAGCAUCCACCCAUCCAUCCAUCCAUCUGCCCCACACUCUCCUCGACUAUAAUCCACUCGAUUGUGUGGCUGCUGUCCUGAUAGAACCACUGAGUUUACAGAGCGAAAAGGAAAAAGGGUCGUGUGAGCAGCAUGUAAAAGCAUUGUGGGCGGGGAAGCCUGAAAACUAUUUAACCAAUAAGCCUUAGUUGUACAUAAAGAGAAAAAGAAAAAAACACUUGCAUCGAUCUCUUCUCUCUCUCGGCUAUCACUGAAGAACAGAUAUUAUCCAACACCUGAUUUUAUUUGUGCCACAAUCUCUUAUUUGAUGUCAUUUUUUUCUUUUUUCUUUUUUUUUUUUGUUUCCUCUUCCUGUGUAAGUGUUGUGUGCUGUGCAGUUUCCUCCUCCCUCCCUCCUUAAAGUGCCACUUUUGCCCCAUAUCAGCUCCUAGUGGCCCCCCCUUUUAUUUUUAUUUUUCUUAUUCUUCCCACACACCGAUCACCAAUGCACACACACUCAACCCCCCCCCCAUUUUUUUUUUUUUUUGUACCUCUGUGUGUCUUCCUCCAAGAGGGAAAAAAAUUUGAAAUUCUCGCUUUAGCGAAACGAGGCGGACCUGGUGGAAUUUAAGCUUUCACUGUAUGUGCAAUAUGCAUUUUCUUUUUUUUUCUUUUUUUUUCUUUUUUUUUUUUAAAUGCUUUAAUGAUGAGUCCAUCACAAGUAGGAUUUUUCACUCUUCCACCGCUUCCAUCGCUCACCUUCCUCCCCUCCUUUUUUUUUUUAAUUUUAUUUUUCUUUUGUUGUUUUUUGUUUUAAGUUUGUAGUGUAGUCAGUUUAUACUCUGUAUUUCUCACUUUGUUUUAGCAGGUACUGAGUGAUGCUGUAUAUACCUGUAUGUAUUUGUUUGAGACCAGCACAUGGCAUGCGUUUAUGGUUCCCGUCUGUUACUAUUAAAAGUAUACAAAUUCCAGAGGACAAAAAGGUGUGUUUUAAUUAUUUUUCUUUUAUAGUCUAAAGACAUUGGCUACAGUACAGUAGAGCCUCUCUCUUACACGGGACGGCUGGCAGUGUUCAGUGCUUUAUUUUCCAGUUUAAAAAUAAGUGUUCACAUAAUUGUGAGAUUUAAAAAAAAUAAUAAUAAAAAAUAAAAAGAAGAAAAAAGAAAAAAAAAAGAGAAAUAAUCGCUUCACUACAUUUCACUUUCAUUGUAUUCAGUAUCUUGGAAGAGUGCUGUUAAUUUUGUUUCCAGUUUUUUAAAGCUGUAGUAUUAUAGCCAAGGUGUUGUCACUAAAAAAUAAAAUUAAAAAACAUUUUAAGAAAAAGAAAAAAAAAAAAGAAGAAGAAUAUCUUAGGUAUCGCUAACCCAGUCCUUUUUACAAUGUCUACAUGCACUGUCAAUGCCAUGUGAGGGGUCUUGAUGUCAGGUUUAAAGCAAAAUCGCCACCAUCAAAUAUUCCAUGCAUCUGAAGACAUUUUAUGCAUUUCAGUGGCCUUUUAAGGAUAUUUUAGUAAAAGAAGUUUAAAAAGAAAAAAAAAAAAAGUCACUGCAGAUGGAUUAAUGACCAUCUUCUCUGGUUAAGACUUUUUUGUUUUUUGUUUUGUUUUUUGUUUUUUUUUUCCUUUUUUUGUUUUUUCCCAUCAUCUUGUAAAAUAGGUGUGUGGCUUAAUACAUGCAAGCUGUGCUGUGACUACCAACCACUGAAGAGUUCAUUAAAAAUAAACUUGUACAUUGUAAAGUUCCAA
Seriola aureovittata is the source of this 4971-nucleotide messenger RNA. It is a transcript of the gene ppp1r12a, whose product is annotated as protein phosphatase 1, regulatory subunit 12A. Gene Ontology annotation, molecular function: phosphatase regulator activity; enzyme inhibitor activity; protein kinase binding. The coding region runs from base 82 to 2949 and encodes 955 amino acids. The transcript has 25 exons. Lineage: Eukaryota; Metazoa; Chordata; Actinopteri; Carangiformes; Carangidae. The record is from RefSeq and is a predicted model, not a curated record. Gene Ontology annotation, cellular component: A band; cytoplasm; Z disc. Gene Ontology annotation, biological process: signal transduction.